This is a messenger RNA of Yamadazyma tenuis ATCC 10573, 661 nucleotides long. RefSeq lists its product as uncharacterized. NCBI's taxonomy places the organism in Eukaryota, Fungi, Ascomycota, Pichiomycetes, Serinales, Debaryomycetaceae. The record is from RefSeq and is a predicted model, not a curated record.
UAAACUACUAUGAGUGAAUACAAUGACUAUAGAGGAGGCCCAGGGUCCGGCUCGCGUGGGCGGGGCCACGGGUCCGGCUCCUAUCGGGGUGGAUGGGGAAGUCAAAGAGGACGCGGUUCUGGGUACGGUGACCGCGAUCGUGCGAGAGACUAUGACCGAGAACGCAGCUCAUACAGUGAGUACAGCUCAUAUGGAGAAUACGGCUCAUACCGCGGAAGAAACCCUUCGCAUCGUGGCUCCUAUAAUCACAGUAGUAACUAUGCGCCCAACCACUAUAGGGGAUCGCAUUAUGGACCUCAAGCACAGAACUCAGGCCAUUACCAACCUCAACCCUCUCGUCCUCCCAGUUCUGGAGAUGGAAGAUCCAGCGAUUAUAGCAGUCACCUGGAAGAAAAGCCAGUACACGAAACCCCUACCCCCGUUUCGAACCACGCUACUCCUAUCUCGUCACAUGCUCCGCUGAAAUUGACUUCUAAAACAGAAGAGCUUUCCGAGAUCGAUGACGAGUUGGUCAAGCUUCGAGCUGAUUUGAUAAAUAAAACCGGCAAUUACGCACUUCUAGUGAGUCAACUAGACAAGGAACAAUUGAAUAUCGACUUGAAUAAUGAGAAAUUGCUGGAAAUGAGUUUAAUGUAAAGUAGUGUAAUAUAGAAGAAACCUU